CACUAGCUGUGUAGCUUGGCUAGCCAGCCUGCCAGAUAAUCUUAUAGCCAUGAUAUAACCUCAGUUUAACGUCAGCCUUUUCAUCGAGUUGAACUUUACGUGAACUCUCGACUCCAGCAUAUCACCUAUAGCUUGUCGUCUGUUGGCUGCGUGGCCUAAAUUAGAGGCUGAAACACCCGUUUUUUUCCUUUUGGAUAAGCACAGUCUACACGCUAGCUAACUUAGUUACGUUAACGUUAGCUGCACAGCCACCAUGGCUGAAUUUGGGUUUAAUGAACACCAUCAGAAUGAAGUCAUCAAUUACAUGCGAUUUGCGCGUUCAAAGAGGGUCCUGAGGCUCAAGACUAUUGACUCAUGCUUUGAGGAACUCAAAGAUAGCAGGUUAGUGGAGGAAACCUUCACAGUGGAUGAGGUGAGGGAGAUGCUGGACGGGCUGCAGGCAGUGGUGCGUGGGGAGGUGGAGAUGGAGCUCAUCAACACAGCCCACACCAAUGUGCUGCUACUCAGGCAGCUCUUCUCCCAGGCUGAGAAGUUUUACCUUCGACUGCAGAGUGAUAUCUCAGAGCUAGAGAACAGGGAGCUGUUAGAACAAGUGGCUGAAUUUGAGAAGACUGACUUUAAAACCACUGAUAAGACAAACCAGGAACCAAGCAAACCCAAGUUAGCACCACUGAAUGAAGGUGGGGUGUCUGAACUUCUCAACAAGGAGAUUGGGAGACUACAGGAGGAAAACAAUAAACUGAAGACCAGGCUGCGGACUUUAGAAUCCCAGGCCAUGAGUGCAUUAGAUGAGAAAACCAAGGCAGAGAGAGCUCUGAAAGACCUUCAGAAGGUGCAAGGUGAACAGCAGCUUGCUGCUCAAUCCCAGGAGAUCAACAGUUUAGAGGACACAGUGGCAGCUCUGAAAGAGGACUAUGAAAAGUCUCUCAACGCCAAUGCUGCCUCCCAGAAGGAUCUGCAGGAGAACCUGAUCUCUGCCAAACAUGAGUUGCUUCGAGUGCAGGAACAGCUGGCCUUGGCAGAGAAGGAGUUGGAGAAGAAGUUCCAGCAAACUGCGGCCUACCGCAACAUGAAGGAGAUCCUGACCAAGAAAAAUGAGCAGAUCAAAGAAAUUAGAAAACGAUUGCAGAGAUAUGAACCCAGUGAAUGAGUUCUAUCCAAGACAGCUGGUUAAACAGAUGUCCAGAGGGUAAGACAAGACCAACAUUAAUGACUGUGGUUUGGACAAGAAACCAUCAGUUCCACUGCUGUAAGACAAGAGAGACAGAAAAAAGCACUUCCAUGAGGAAUUGUUUAUUCAUGCUUUAUCUGGCAUCUUCAGUAGUUAUUGGCUUCACUACAGAGCGGGAGCGGGAAGUUGACAGUACACACAACUGAAUAUGAAAAUGAAAUAGUAACAAAUGAUAGCCUUCUCCAGCUGUGCUUUUUUUCUACGUCUCAAUUUGGAGCUCACUUACAGUAGCUAGCAGACUUCCCUCAGUGCUCUAUGCAAUUACUAUCACGUCCCUGUUUGAAGAGGCCUUGUCCAUUUUUUGAACUGGACAGAUACACACUGUCUAAAGCUUUGCAGUCUUAUCUAUCAGAUGGAUAUUGGUAAUAUUUAGCUUACCAGGACUGAGUUGUUAGUUAUUGAUAUUUCGCUGAUCAGUCUUAAUUUUAGUAGCCCAUUUUGUAGUCAAAGUCCAAUCCAUAAUUGAGAGUUUCAAGCAAACGCCAAACUGGUUUAUUUAUUAUUAGUGAACAGCUUCAAAGUGAUGCUUCCUGACCCUUUGAGGGCAUUCUCACUUUAAUUUAUUUUCACUUAACAUUUAAUAGCAUUUCACAAAAAUAUUUCCAAUGAUCUAACAUUCUGUGAAAGUCUGAUCAUCGAAAAUAUACAAAAUUUCUUGCAUUUAUUUUUUCUGCUCUCGCGUAUUGAAUGACAUGGGUAGUGACCUAGAUUGAUUUUCCUACUUCCCUAAACAAAGGGCAUAGAAUAUUUUUGUCUGAAAACUUUAACCGUGUACUUUUCGUAUUGCUGUGGGUGAUGGAGUGUAAGAGAAAAAAAAAAGAAUGUAUACAUGAUGUUCAUGAAGUAAUGCUCUUGUAGAGUAUGACACAUCUGCCCUAUAUUACACUAGAUGUGCAUUUGUUUGUAUUGUGCAGAGUAUGAGGUAAUAAAAGCCGUUACCAAAUAUGUAUGGUCAUUGUGGAUGAUUGUUACCAUGUUGUUUUAACAUUUUUA
This is a messenger RNA of Toxotes jaculatrix (banded archerfish), 2224 nucleotides long. It is a transcript of the gene lztfl1, whose product is annotated as leucine zipper transcription factor-like 1. The transcript is spliced from 10 exons. The coding region runs from base 254 to 1150 and encodes 298 amino acids. The record is from RefSeq and is a predicted model, not a curated record. Gene Ontology annotation, cellular component: cytoplasm. Gene Ontology annotation, biological process: negative regulation of protein localization to cilium. NCBI's taxonomy places the organism in Eukaryota, Metazoa, Chordata, Actinopteri, Toxotidae.